Dimorphilus gyrociliatus is the source of this 1784-nucleotide messenger RNA. The record is from the annotation of a GenBank genome assembly. NCBI's taxonomy places the organism in Eukaryota, Metazoa, Annelida, Polychaeta, Dinophilidae.
CUCUCUGUCGUCAGCUGCUUGUUGCAGACGAAGCCGGUUAUAUUAAUCCGACAGAAAAAUAGCGUGUUUUGAAUCGAAAUGGCGUUGAAUAUCAAGAAAGUGUUAAUUAGCGAUGAGAUUGAUGAAAAGUGUGUGAAAAUUUUACGCGACAAUUCAAUUGAAGCAGUUAAAAAUACAAAAUUAAGCAAAGAAGAGCUGCUAGUGGAAAUUCCCAAAUACGACGGACUAAUCGUCCGAUCAGCCACCAAGGUUACUGCUGAGGUCAUCAAUGCCGGAAAGAAUUUAAAAAUAAUUGGAAGGGCCGGCACCGGCACCGAUAAUAUUGAUGACAAGGCUGCGACGAAGAGAGGCGUUGUAGUUAUGAACACUCCUGCCGGUAACACGUUGAGUGCUGCAGAACAUACUUGUUGCAUGAUCGUGUGCCAGGCCAGGAAUAUCGCCGAAGCCAGAGCCACCAUGCGCGAAGGUAAAUGGGACAGAAAGAAGUUUAUGGGAAACGAGCUUUUCGGUAAGACACUCGCUAUCAUUGGUCUAGGAAGAAUCGGUAGAGAGGUGGCAACUAGAAUGCAAUCCUUUGGUAUGACUACAAUUGGCUAUGAUCCCAUCAUACCUGGAUCAGUCUCAGCUGAAUUUAAUGUCGAAUGGCUUGAACUAAAAGAUAUUUGGCCUAGAGCAGAUUAUAUUACAGUUCAUACCCCCCUAAUUCCACAAACAAAAAAUCUCUUGAACGACGAAGUGUUUGCAGCUUGUAAGAAGGGAGUUAAAAUCAUCAACUGUGCCAGAGGUGGUAUUAUUGAUGAAGCUGCUCUUAUUAGAGCCCUGGACAGUGGACAGUGCUCUGGAGCAGGUCUUGAUGUUUUUGUUCAAGAGCCUCCGCCCGCCGAUGAUCCCCUUCGAAGUCAUCCUUUGGUUACUUGCACUCCCCAUUUAGGUGCUUCUACCGUUGAAGCACAAAAUAGAGUUGCCGAAGAAAUUGCUCAACAAUUUGUUGAUGCAAGAGACGGAAAACAAUUAUUUGGCGCAAUUAAUGCCCAAGCCUUAACGAACGCUCUAAAACCAGAAGCUCAGCCGUGGGUUCAAUUGGGCAAAGAUAUCGGCCGCUUGGCUGCAGCUUUAUUUAAAAUUGACUCAUCAACAACAGUCAAAUUGAUUACUAUGGGUCCCGACUUUUCCCAGGCUAAAUCUUACCUUCCGGCUGCCUGUCUGAUGGGUCUGUUGAAAGAUGAUUCAUUAAAUUUGGUUUCAGCUCCAGCUGAAGCUAAAUUGAAGAAUAUAUCAGUUAGUGCAGAACAUCACGAGACCCCUUGUGGUCCUGUAAUCGAUUUGGAAGUGAAAAAUGGUGAAACUUCCGUUCACUUUGGAGGUGUAUGCAGCCUCACUCAUGGAAUUCUUGUACAACUGGACGGUUAUUUUGCACAACCGGUAGUACUUGAAGGUACUUUGGCUUUUAUUGAUUCAAAAUACUUUCCCAAAGUUCUGGCAACAGCUACAAAAAGUGAUAAACCCAUAAUGACCUCAUUUUCAACAACUAGGCCUAAUUCAUCAUCGAAUUAUUGGUGUGUCCUUCAAGUUGAGGACGGCUGUACAAGUUCUAAACUAGGAUUAGAGGAUGCUGAAGUUGUCAUAUUGAAAUUUAAUGAUCCUCAAUGUUAAAUAUCUAGUGUCAUAUUUCUUUCAAUCACAGGGUAGUUACCUAAACACCUGAUUUUAAUAAAUAUUUGACAAUUUUUAGUUCUCGUCAAUAAGAGCUUUUGACUUUUUUCUUCCAUUGACUAGGUUUAUCG